AUGGGGAAACGACGAAACGGGGAUAUUUGGGGCCAUCCGUCAGGAGCGCUCAAGCCUGGAGCCAUCCGUCAGGAGCGCUCAAGCCUGGAGCCAUCCGUCAGGAGCGCUCAAGCCUGGAGCCAUCCGUCAGGAGCGCUCAAGCCUGGAGCCAUCCGUCAGGAGCGCUCAAGCCUGGAGCCAUCCGUCAGGAGCGCUCAAGCCUGGAGCCAUCCGUCAGGAGCGCUCAAGCCUGGAGCCAUCCGUCAGGAGCGCUCAAGCCUGGAGCCAUCCGUCAGGAGCGCUCAAGCCUGGAGCCAUCCGUCAGGAGCGCUCAAGCCUGGAGCCAUCCGUCAGGAGCGCUCAAGCCUGGAGCCAUCCGUCAGGAGCGCUCAAGCCUGGAGCCAUCCGUCAGGAGCGCUCAAGCCUGGAGCCAUCCGUCAGGAGCGCUCAAGCCUGGAGCCAUCCGUCAGGAGCGCUCAAGCCUGGAGCCAUCCGUCAGGAGCGCUCAAGCCUGGAGCCAUCCGUCAGGAGCGCUCAAGCCUGGAGCCAUCCGUCAGGAGCGCUCAAGCCUGGAGCCAUCCGUCAGGAGCGCUCAAGCCUGGAGCCAUCCGUCAGGAGCGCUCAAGCCUGGAGCCAUCCGUCAGGAGCGCUCAAGCCUGGAGCCAUCCGUCAGGAGCGCUCAAGCCUGGAGCCAUCCGUCAGGAGCGCUCAAGCCUGGAGCCAUCCGUCAGGAGCGCUCAAGCCUGGAGCCAUCCGUCAGGAGCGCUCAAGCCUGGAGCCAUCCGUCAGGAGCGCUCAAGCCUGGAGCCAUCCGUCAGGAGCGCUCAAGCCUGGAGCCAUCCGUCAGGAGCGCUCAAGCCUGGAGCCAUCCGUCAGGAGCGCUCAAGCCUGGAGCCAUCCGUCAGGAGCGCUCAAGCCUGGAGCCAUCCGUCAGGAGCGCUCAAGCCUGGAGCCAUCCGUCAGGAGCGCUCAAGCCUGGAGCCAUCCGUCAGGAGCGCUCAAGCCUGGAGCCAUCCGUCAGGAGCGCUCAAGCCUGGAGCCAUCCGUCAGGAGCGCUCAAGCCUGGAGCCAUCCGUCAGGAGCGCUCAAGCCUGGAGCCAUCCGUCAGGAGCGCUCAAGCCUGGAGCCAUCCGUCAGGAGCGCUCAAGCCUAGAGCCAUCCGUCAGGAGCGCUCAAGCUAGGAGCCAUCCGUCAGGAGCGCUCAAGCCUGGAGGUGUCAUUGAAGGCACAGCAGCACAGCAGCUUUCCCUCACCCCCUCCAGCCAUCAACCACCCACCACACUCCCACAAACACCCUGCUUCGGUGCUCUCGGCGUGUAG
Messenger RNA from Closterium sp. Naga37s-1, 1299 nucleotides. The record is from the annotation of a GenBank genome assembly. NCBI's taxonomy places the organism in Eukaryota, Viridiplantae, Streptophyta, Zygnematophyceae, Desmidiales, Closteriaceae.